UUUAAUUUUCUUAUUUUGUUUCUUUAUUUUUUGCGCAUUUAUUUUGCCGCCAAUAAAUAAUGAACGUAUCUGUGACAUCCUUGAACAUGCUGGAGGAAGACGAAGUGCGUCUGGGCUACAACCAUGAAGACAUCCAGACCUUUCUGAAGAAAUCGUCUAUCAAGGACUUGUUUCCCUACACAAGUGAAAUCACAGAGGCAAAGCGGUUACUGGAUCGAUUUGUAGUCACCUUAUCAGGGAAGCUGGUGCUGCAUCUGGAACAGCUAUUGGAUCUGUUUAGCCUGUCCAUUAUGAUGAUAACAUACGAAAAGGAAAAUAUGCUGGUGACGAAGGAACGCUUUAUGUUAGUGGAUGUGGUCAGUCAUCUGGCGGAUUCCCUGAGUUCAGAGGAGAUUAUCUUCAUGGCCACUGGUUUGUUCGAGAACUUCGUUUCUGGUCUGGGUUUGGAGCGCUUGGAAAAGGUUCUGGACGUGCAGGCCGCCAUUCCCGCCUUUGUGGAGUCCUCCGGACUAGGACUCAAUGUUGCUAUGGCUCUUUUGCUUACCAUAAUGGGGCGGUACAUAGGAGUACAAGUUUAUCUGGAUAACAAGGAAACUGCUCGCCAGGCUUUCGAGAUGGCAAAAUUGAUCAACUGGCAGCAGCUGGCGGACAGUGGCCGCCAUGCAGAUAUGUAUAUGCUCAUCCGAACAUUCAGCCUGAUCAUCAACUGCCGUCGUUCACGAGAGGAGUGUCCUGAUUGGAAGAAUAACCUGGGUCCCGAGAUACACAAAUACUUCCUGCAGGUCGGGAAGGCAUUCGAUAAAUCUGCUGAAUAUGGGGCCUUCCAAAUGAUGAUUGAGCGUUUCAUUGCCUACUGCGUUAUCCGCGGAGCAACCACAACCCCUCAACUAUGCACCUACAAGAUUUCAGAGAUAACUAAUUCAGAGGCUGACCAAAUUUAGGAUUAAGUGUUAUGUUUCUGUUUAGCUUAAACUAGCUUAGCAAUGUGUAAGAGUAUGUAAGUGAUGAACAUAGUUUUUAAUUUGAACACAUUUAGCAUACAGCUGAGAUGAAAAACAAAUACCAAAUAUCUAAUCUGUUAAGUAGUGGAUAACCUUUUUUUUUUUUUAAGAAAAAGAUUUUUAAAAUUAAAUGAAGUUGGCGGA
This is a messenger RNA of Drosophila rhopaloa, 1145 nucleotides long. RefSeq lists its product as uncharacterized. The coding region runs from base 60 to 941 and encodes 293 amino acids. The record is from RefSeq and is a predicted model, not a curated record. The transcript has 6 exons. NCBI's taxonomy places the organism in Eukaryota, Metazoa, Arthropoda, Insecta, Diptera, Drosophilidae.